GUCCAUAUGUCAGGUGCUUUUGUGGUUUGAGAUGUUCUCCUUCGCCCACCCUCGCUCUCCCCUGUUGACAAGCAGCAUGAGAUCACAAUUACGGCCGAUCACUCUGGUCGGAUUGUGCGUGUGCUCGAUCUUAACCAGAUUCUAGGCAUUGUUCACAACCUCGUGGGUCAUCUCCGCUGUAAGGUUAACUUGGGUACGGGAUUGGAGACCCGGCUUCUGUUUCUGGUUUCGCCUCUUCCUCUCAGAGCACCUGUGGUAGGGGGACGAUCGGAAGAUGGCAAAGAAGAAGGUGGAGAAGUCUGGCGAAGGGGUGAAUCAAGCCACGAAGAAGAAGGGCAAGGAGGUUGAUUCGGUGCGGGUAUUUGCAGAGAGGGUGAGAUAUCAUAAGGAGCUUGACACGCGGUGGGCAAUCCUGCAAGAAGCAAGAGUAGAGUAUUUUAGAGGGAUAGACUUCGUUGCCUUGUUACAGGCUCAUCCUGAGCUUAUUAAACCUUUAGGGAUUGAGGCAGCAAUUGAAGAUGUGGAUUUGGAUAUUGGCAAUAUCCUAAUCAACAGGAAAUUGAUAGUUCGAUGUGAUCGGGUAUCAAAGACGCCAAGACCAGGCAAGACGAAGCUCUCAAAGUGGCCAGCUCGCAUUGAGAUUUGCCAAGAACAAAAGUUUUCUGAAAAAGAUUCAUUCUAUGCAUGGACAUUUGAACGGAGAAGGCCGUUAUGGCAGACGGUGUUGUCGUUUUUGGUUCCCGUGGUGACGCUGGCGUGCUGCCUGUUCCCUAUAUUUCCUCAUUGGUGCAAGCUGGGCGUCCUUUACUUUUGUUUAGCAUUCCUCACCCUUAUAUUUGGCGUACUCAUAUUUCGAGCGGUCAUAUUUGCGGUCCUCUGGCUCGCAUUGGGCAAACGAAUGUGGUUUUUGCCUAAUAUUUUGGCAGAAGAAGCCACAAUGUCUGAGCUAUUUAAAUUUAUGCCCGACUCCAAAGACGAUGACCCUCCUCCAAAGUGGAGUACAAGAAUCGCAUUUGGUACUGUUGCGGGAUUGAUCAUUUGGCUUGUGCUCGUUCAUGGUCCAAAUGAGGCAGCUCGUGCAAGGUAUCAAAAGAAGGCAUCGAAUAUCAUUGAUGAUAUUCUUACUUGGAAGCCCAAUGCACUCUCUGCAUUCACAGGUGAAGCAGAUGUGGUCAAUCAAACAGUAAUAGAUUCACCAGAGGGAGUUAAAGCUAGAGUUGAGGAUAAUAUCAAAGAUGACCUUCGUGAGGUGCCAGACGAGGCGGAAGUUGAGUCUUCGGUAGAAAAAGCUGGAGGUGAUCUCGAAAGUCAAGAGGAUAUCAAAGAAACAGUUGCAAAUGAUGAUUUCCCGUCUCCUGAUGCUAUUCACAGCCAUGAACCAGACAGUGAGCUGAAGUAAAUGUUGAAAUUAGCCUGGAAUGAUCUUACUUCCAUAUCACAUUCCAAUAUCUCCGUUCUCCGUAAUAAUCUCUUGGCUUUUACCAAUCAGAGAGGGCUUUUGACUCGAGUCUUGUGGGACUGAGGUUAUAAUGAAGAUGUACAAUUACAAUCUUAAUUUUACUGUUAAAUUUCUUUCUUUUCUUUA
Physcomitrium patens is the source of this 1585-nucleotide messenger RNA. RefSeq lists its product as uncharacterized. Lineage: Eukaryota; Viridiplantae; Streptophyta; Bryopsida; Funariales; Funariaceae. Gene Ontology annotation, biological process: post-translational protein targeting to membrane, translocation. The record is from RefSeq and is a predicted model, not a curated record. Gene Ontology annotation, cellular component: endoplasmic reticulum membrane; endoplasmic reticulum.